AGAGCCGCUAAGAAUAUUGAUCGUCGGUAGAUGCAUUAGGACUGGGCGUCGCGUCACGUGCUGAUGCCAAAGCGGAGCGUGCAGAUUGCCUGCGGAAGGGGCUGUGAGAGGGAGGGGUCAGUGUCAAGUCACACCCCCUUCUAACUUCCUGUUGUUAAAUCCUCGGAUCCAGGGGCGAAGAGCCGUGACAGGGUAUUCGUCUCUCCUGCUCGCUUGAGGUGAGGACACUGAGUCUUAGCCAGGUUGUGAUUUGCCUGGGGCUACCACACAAUUGAUUUUGAAUGAUCAUCAUUUGCUGUGAAGCAAAGUGAGAGGAAAUGACAGUUACAAAACAAAAAAUGAGCAAGAACAAAGAAGAUGCUCCCCAUGAAUUGGAAAGCCAAUUCAUAUUGCGUCUACCUCCAGAACAUGCUUCCACUGUAAGAAGGGCAAUACAGUCUGGAAGUGUCAACCUGAAAGAUAAAUUGACCAUUGAAUUGCAUGCAGAUGGACGUCAUGGAAUUGUUCGGGUAGACCGUGCCCCAUUAGCUGCUAAGGUGGUUGACCUGCCCUGCGUUACUGAAUCCUUGAAAACCAUAGAUAAAAAAACUUUUUACAAAACAGCAGAUAUUUGCCAGAUGCUUGUGUGCAGUGUAGAUGGGGAUCUUUACCCACCUCCAGAAGAACCAGUUGCUACUGCUGAUCCAAAAGCAAGUAAGAAAAAAGAUAAGGACAGGGAGAGGAAAUUCAUUUGGAACCAUGGCAUCACCCUGCCUCUAAAGAAUGUCAGAAAGAGGAGGUUCCGUAAGACAGCCAAGAAGAAGUACAUUGAAUCACCAGAUGUUGAAAAAGAAGUCAAGAGGCUUCUCAGUACAGAUGCGGAAGCUGUCAGUGCCCGAUGGGAGGUGAUUGCAGAAGAUGAAACAAAGGAAGUGGACAACCAGGUUUCCUUAGCAGGCCUAGAUAUUUCCUCUCCAGGAAUGAGUGGCCAUAAGCAGGGUCAUGGCUCCUCAGAACAUGAUGAGCUUCGGGAGAUAUUUAAUGACAUUAGCAGCAGUAGUGAAGAGGAAGAUGAGAGAGAUCCUCAUGAUGAUGAAGAUAUAAAUAUCAUUGACACUGAGGAAGAUCUAGAGAGGCAGCUACAAGACAAGCUUGAUGAAUCUGAUGAACAGCGCCAAGAAAAUGAGGAAACAAAUCAGAUGGUCAUGGGUCAGAAGCAGAUUGAUUUAAUGAAAAGUAAACUCCAGGAGACCCAAGGGAGAGCAAAACGACAGGAAGACCUCAUCAUGAAAGUAGAAAAUCUGGCACUCAAGACUCGUCUUCAGGCUGUGCUGGAUGAGCUCAAACAGCAGGAAGAAGGGAGAAGCAACAGCUCAGUCCUUGCAGGACAGCUGGAAUCACUCCUGGAGAAAUAAGAGGUCCUUGCCUGCAAAUUCACUCUUAUUGGCAGAUGACUCACAUUCCAUCCUUUGAGUUGAGGAUAGUAUAGAUUGUUAAUAUGGAAAUUUAACUAUUUACAUUUCAACAUUUUUCUGUUGCUUCUGUUGUUACUCUGAGUACAUCCCAUUUUUCUUUCUGUAACACUUUAUUUUGCUAGAAACUUAUACACUAAUUAAGUAGAAGGUGAUAGGUGAGAGAAGACUGGUUAUAGAAGAGUUUGGGGAUUAAUGAACUAAAUAGUUCAGCCUCUAUAAUUCCCACAUUUAUUUCAGAGCUUUCCCUCUUAAUAUGAGAACUUAAUAUUGCUUUGUGCUAAGAACCAACUCAACUUUAAGGAGAGUUGAGGAUAGAUAUUGUAAAGCUUGUUUUGCAUACAUAUUAGUUUUUCAACUGUUCUAGGUAACUCCUCUCAUGUAGAAGAGCGAGUCUCAUAUAUAGUGGUAUAUCACUGCCACAGCAAAUAAAAGUGACUAAUACACAGCCAUUCAAAAAUGUUAUUGUUUUCUAGUGUUAAAUGUUUUUGUUUAAUUCUUUGACCCACUUUGAAUUUAUUAUAAUGGGAUUCCAAGUUAGUUCUUCAUGCUGCAACUCAGUUUUUCCAACUCAAUUAAAGAAUGGUUUGACUCCCUA
Messenger RNA from Dromiciops gliroides (monito del monte), 2049 nucleotides. RefSeq names its product transcription initiation factor TFIID subunit 7-like. Gene Ontology annotation, molecular function: RNA polymerase II general transcription initiation factor activity. NCBI's taxonomy places the organism in Eukaryota, Metazoa, Chordata, Mammalia, Microbiotheria, Microbiotheriidae. Gene Ontology annotation, biological process: transcription initiation at RNA polymerase II promoter; RNA polymerase II preinitiation complex assembly. The record is from RefSeq and is a predicted model, not a curated record. Gene Ontology annotation, cellular component: transcription factor TFIID complex.